Messenger RNA from Vollenhovia emeryi, 1028 nucleotides. Its product is annotated as transmembrane protein 234 homolog. Lineage: Eukaryota; Metazoa; Arthropoda; Insecta; Hymenoptera; Formicidae. The transcript is spliced from 5 exons. The record is from RefSeq and is a predicted model, not a curated record. The coding region runs from base 607 to 1017 and encodes 136 amino acids.
GGGGUGGAGGGGGAGACGUUCGCGCGGCGUUUCCAACCUCGUCCGGGACGACCGUGCGUUCGGCGUACGACAGAGUUUCGCGUGAUUGUUACGCGAGGAGUGACCGCCGGGUUUGUGACUUAUUAGUAUGAAUUUGUUUUCACGGUGACGAGUGCGCGAGAGGAUAUGGAGGUUGUGAGUCGCGUAACGAAGUGACAACAGUGUAGCAACAGGAAACAAGCGCCUAAAGUGCCAGUUCUCUUUAGCUGCCUGCGCCAGUACAAAGCUUAUCUUCUUCCCUUUAAAGUGGAAAAAGAAAGAUAACCUCCAAACAGGCGCAGCCAGUUGAGCGGAAAAGAACAGGCCUAGCGACUGAGAUUUUAACGCCAUGCAUCACCGGCACUAUCGGUCGCAAAGAACGCGCGAAACUCGUGGAAACUAACACGUUUGCAGUAAAUGUAAUACAAUUCAGAUCUAAUAACGAAAAUUUCACUCCGGUGUUGACAGAGGAGGACAAACAGGUCCCGGCGUUCAACGUGUCAAUUUAUUCUCGUGACGCGACUUGCAUUACGUAUGUCGUUUGAUGCGCGCAAUGAUUCACGUUAGGUAAUCGUUGGAUAGACGAGAAUGGCGGUCACUAUCGAGUCUGUGAUAUGCCUGUGUCUGGUGGCGCUUCUUUGGGGAGCGACUAAUCCGUUUCUAAAGAAAGGCGCGCAAGGUCUGGAGGAUGUCAAGGCCGCGUCCUUUUACGGGCAAUUUGUCAAGGAGUUGGCGUUUCUGGUCACCAAUCUGAAGUACAUGCUGCCGUUUCUCCUUAAUCAAUGCGGCUCGGUGUUGUACUUCCUGACCCUGCCGAGCAUCGACUUGUCCCUGGCGAUACCGGUUUCAAAUUCCCUUACCUUCGUCUUCACCGCGGUCACAGGCUGGUUCCUGGGCGAGGAGAAAGCGCACAGAAAUACCUAUCUGGGAAUGAUGUUUAUACUAUGUGGAACCACGUUGUGUUGCUGGGACAACCUGAAUAAAACUGUGGAAGUGUGACUUGUAGAUUU